AUGACGCCAAAGACUCCGCCUCGCGGUCUCUUCGUCGCGAAUGAGUCUCCCUCUGGCUCCCCAACCAGCAGCAUGGCCUCAACAAAGAGUUACAUCCGGGAUUGGAUCUCCCGAACGCCAUCCUUGCUCCGGCGUUUCUCUGCACCCUCUCGGAAGGCCGCUGCGCAGCCGACUGCUAUGCCCUCACCGACUAUAAACCCCACCCAGCAGUCGCUGACGAUGCUGGAGAUCGCGGAACCCAACAGUGUGAAGAUUGUGUCCAGGGCAAAAGCCGCUUGGGUCAUCAGUAUCCUGACUGGUGUUACUUUUGUUGGCAACAUGAGCACCGGGCUUGUAACGAUAUCCUUGCCCACGAUUGCACGGGAUCUAGGACUGGCGCCGCAUUUGCUCUUGUGCAUCCUGACGAACAACUUCAUCGCGGGACGCCAGCGCAAUGUUGGCUUCGCCUGUGUCGGUCUCAGCCAGCCCCUAGGUUUUUCUUUUGGGUUGAUUCUCGGUGGCGUUGUCGUAGACACGUACUUAACCUGGCGUUUUGCCUUUUACUUCACAGCCGGUCUGAUGGGGCUGCUGUUUUUGGUGAGCAUCUGGCUUCUGCCGCAGGACACCCCUCGAGAGAAGUUCACCUGGCCACGAUUCAUACGUGAAAUUGACUGGAUUGGCGCCUGCCUCAUAUCGGCAGCACUGGGUAUCACGUCCUAUGUCCUUGCGGUCAUCACCGGCAACAUGGCCAAGGCCAAGAAUGCCGAGAACAUUGCCAUGCUAUGCAUUGCUGGCACAUCCGCCAUCUCUUUUGGAUUCUGGAUGCAUUUCCGCGAGAAAUCGGGUCGCAUCGCUCUGAUACCGAACUCACUGUGGCGCAAGAGAGCGUUCACCACCAUCUGUCUCCUUGUCUUUCUCACGUACGCUGUGCUCAACGGCGUAGAAUACUUCCUUAGUCUGUUCUUCCAAGAGGUCCAGCUGCUGUCUGCGCUCGACGCGGCCAUUCGCUUCUUCCCCGAGGUGGUCGUCGGCAUCCUACUCAACCUGUUCACAGGACUUUUUGUUCAUAAGAUCAACGCCAAUCAUCUCAUUACGGUCUCGGCAGCCUUGACAUGCGUUGCACCGCUCAUAAUGGCCCUCAUCGAUCCGGCCUGGAACUUCUGGGUCGCUGCAUUCUGGGCUGCACUCUUAUGCCCCUUCAGCGUCGAUGUCAUUUUUACGGUCGCCAAUCUCAUCAUUACGGAUGCAUUCUCUGAGGGCACACAAGCACUGGCAGGUGCUGUCUUUAGUACAGUCGCUCAGUUCGGGCAUUCGGUUGGCUUGAUGGUCAUGGCAGUCACCUCGAACAGAGUUACAGCAAAGUCUUCCAUCGAGAAUAAGGAGUCGCCUGAAGCUAUCAUGGAAGGAUACCGAGUGGUCUUUUGGCUUUGUUUCGGGAUGCAGUUGCUGGCCUGCUUUGUUAGUGUCUGGGGACUUAGGGGCGUUGGCAAAGUUGGUCUGAAGCGGGAGUAG
Verticillium alfalfae VaMs.102 is the source of this 1491-nucleotide messenger RNA. RefSeq names its product integral membrane protein. The record is from RefSeq and is a predicted model, not a curated record. Lineage: Eukaryota; Fungi; Ascomycota; Sordariomycetes; Glomerellales; Plectosphaerellaceae. The transcript is spliced from 5 exons. Gene Ontology annotation, biological process: transmembrane transport. The coding region runs from base 1 to 1491 and encodes 496 amino acids. Gene Ontology annotation, molecular function: transmembrane transporter activity. Gene Ontology annotation, cellular component: membrane.